AUGGUUGGUAUGGCUGUCGGUGCCCCCAAGGGCAACAACGCUGUCCGCGAUGACGCGCCCGAGUUUGAGAAGGUCAUCUGGUACAGGGACCCCAACAUGCGCAAGCUGUUUUGGCACUCCUGUGUCCUGUGUAUCGCCUCUGCCACUACUGGUUACGAUGGUAUGAUGAUGAACUCGUCGCAGCAAAUGGCUCGGUGGGAGAACUACUUCGACAAGCCUACCGGGGGUCGCCUCGGUAUCAUGAACAACAUGUACAACAUUGGUUCCAUUGUCAGCUUCUUCUUGGUCCCCUUCUACACCCAAUGGCUCGGACGCAAGAUUCCCAUUGCAACUGGAUGUCUAAUUAUGAUCGCCGGUGCUCUCGUUUCGACCUUUUCUACCGAAUGGAAACUUUACAUGGUCGGUCGUUUUAUCCUCGGUUUCGGUAACUCAUUUGCACAAAUGUGUUCGCCAAUUUUGCUCACUGAGAUCUGCCAUCCGCAACAUCGUGCCAUGUUUACAGCCGUAUACAAUUGUCUCUGGAAUUUGGGAGCUGUCUUUGUGGCAUGGGUGGCAUGGGGCACGUCUCAGGCCGACAACGAGUGGUCUUGGAGGUCCAUCACCCUCAUGCAGGGACUGCCAUCUUUUCUCCAGCUGAUAUUUAUCUUCUGGGUCCCUGAAAGUCCACGUUGGUUGAUUUCCAAGGAACGCUACGAGGAGGCUUUGGAAACUCUCGCUUAUUACCAUGCCGGUGGAGACCGAAACAACGUUACGGUUCAGUUCGAAUUUACAGAGAUGAGGGACACGAUCCGUCUGGAAGUCGAUGCCAACACCAACAGCAGCUACAUGGACUUCUUCAGGACCAAGGGUAAUCGAUGGCGAUUGGCCAUCCUCAUCUCCCUCGGUAUCAUCUCGCAGUACUCUGGCAAUGCGCUCUUCUCCAACUACAUCAACUUGGUCUACACCGGCGCCGGCAUCACAAGUCAAGACCAGAAGAUGGCUCUCUCUGGCGGUGAACGCCUGUUGUACCUCAUCGUAUCCGUCUACGCAGCCACCCUGAUCGACAAAGUCGGUCGUCGUCCACUCUUCCUCGGCGCCACCAUCGGCAUGCUCGUCUCAUUCGUGUGCUGGACCAUCACCUGCGCCAUCUACGAGAACUCCAACAACACAAACUCCUCUGCAGGUUACGCCCAGAUCCCCUUUGUCUGGCUCUUCGGUGUCUGUUAUGCCCUAGCCUGGUCUGGUCUUCUCGUCGCCUACGCCAUUGAGAUUCUACCAUAUGCUCUCCGUGCAAAGGGUCUCAUGAUCAUGAACAUCACCGUCCAGGCUGCCCUCGCCGUCGGCUCCCAGACCAACCCCAUUGCAUGGGAGAACCUGCCCAAGCACUGGAACUUGGCUCUCUUCUACACCCUCUGGGUCGCUGUCGAGCUCGUCUUUGUCUACUUUGUCUACCCUGAGACUAUGGGACCCACACUCGAGGAGAUCUCGCGUAUCUUUGACGGCGAUGAUGCUGUUGCGCAUGUCGAUGUGCACGCUAUUGAGAAAGGUAUCAUCGAGGACCGCCUUGACAACUUUGGCGACGACAAGGGUCCGCGCGUGGAGAGGACUGAGGUUUAA
Pyrenophora tritici-repentis Pt-1C-BFP is the source of this 1596-nucleotide messenger RNA. RefSeq names its product ProP, Permease major facilitator superfamily. The record is from RefSeq and is a predicted model, not a curated record. NCBI's taxonomy places the organism in Eukaryota, Fungi, Ascomycota, Dothideomycetes, Pleosporales, Pleosporaceae. Gene Ontology annotation, molecular function: carbohydrate:proton symporter activity. Gene Ontology annotation, cellular component: membrane. Gene Ontology annotation, biological process: transmembrane transport; carbohydrate transport.